AAAUCUCAAUCUUCUCAUGAUUCCCUAACAGAUAAAAGGAAGAGACACCCGUCCUCCGCACAGAACGUCCAUGGCUAUGGCUGGUCCAACCAAGUCCAAAUUCCUUCACGCAUGGCUCUUCGUCUCCCUUCUCUGCUUCAUCUCUUACCUCCUCGGCACCAGGCGAAACGCCGCCUUGCCCUCCUCCUCCACCGCCGCCAAGCCCUGCGUCUCCCCAUCGCUCGACUUCGACCCCGGCCGCGCCCGAAACGGCAAGGCGCUGCCGACGAGCGAGGACGUCAGGACCUACCCGCCAUGCAGCGUCAAGUACAGCGAGUACACCCCGUGCGAGGACCCCAAGAGUUCUCGCCGGUUCGACAGGAGGAGGCUGAUAUUCCGAGAGCGGCAUUGCCCCGAACGGAACAAGACGCUCAAGUGCCGGGUCCCGGCCCCACCCGGCUACCGGAACCCGUUCCGGUGGCCCGCGAGCCGGGACAUGGCGUGGUACGCCAACGUGCCGCACAAGAAGCUCACGGUGGAGAAGGCAGUCCAGAACUGGAUCCAGUUCGAGGGCGACCGGUUCCGGUUCCCGGGGGGCGGGACCAUGUUCCCGAACGGGGCGGACGCAUACAUCGACGACAUCGGGAAGCUGAUCGAUCUUAGGAACGGGUCCAUACGGACCGCCAUCGAUACCGGCUGCGGGGUUGCUAGUUGGGGGGCUUAUCUUCUGUCUCGAGACAUCCUAGCGAUGUCGUUCGCUCCGAGGGAUGCGCAUGAAGCUCAAGUCCAGUUCGCCCUCGAGCGAGGAGUGCCCGCGCAGAUCGGUGUCCUCGCAUCCAAGCGUCUUCCCUAUCCAUCCCGCGCCUUUGACAUGGCUCAUUGCUCUCGCUGCCUCAUUCCGUGGGACCUAUUCGAUGGGAUGUAUCUUAUUGAAGUGGAUAGAGUUCUACGGCCCGGCGGGUACUGGGUACUGUCCGGCCCGCCGAUCAAUUGGAAGAAAUACUGGAGUGGUUGGCAGAGAACAAUGGAAGACCUGAGUGCUGAGCAGAGCAGAAUCGAGAAUCUAGCAAAAAGUCUCUGCUGGAAAAAGUUGGUGGAGAAGGAUGACAUUGCAAUAUGGCAAAAGCCUAUCAAUCAUCUGCAUUGUAAGGGCAAUAGAGAAGCGACCCAGAAUCCACCUUUGUGCCCGUCUCAGGAUCCGGACAAGGCCUGGUACACAAGCAUGGAAACGUGUUUGACUCCGUUGCCCAAAGUUAUGGACGAUGGGGAGAUUUCGGGCGGCGAAUUGGCUAAUUGGCCGGAGAGGCUAAAUGCUAUUCCACCGAGGAUUGGCAAAGGAACGCUACAGGGCAUCACGGCCGAGAUUUUCCGAAGGGAGACGGAAUUGUGGAAGGGGAGGGUGUCGUAUUACAAGACGGUGAACAACCAGCUAGGACUCGCAGGGAGGUACCGCAACUUGCUGGACAUGAAUGCCUACUUGGGCGGGUUCGCCGCUGCGCUCGUCGAAGACCCCGUUUGGGUGAUGAACGUGGUUCCUGUGGAAGCCAAGGUGAACACUCUCGGAGCUAUCUAUGAACGAGGACUAAUCGGAACCUACCAUAGCUGGUGCGAAGCCAUGUCCACCUAUCCGAGAACUUACGACCUCAUUCACGCCGAUUCCCUGUUUAGCCUCUAUCAGAACAGGUGUGAAUUGGAGGACAUAUUGCUUGAGAUGGACAGAGUUCUGAGGCCGGAAGGGAGCUUCAUACUGCGAGACGAUGUGGACGUGCUGGUGAAGGUGAAGAGGAUCAUCGAUUCGAUGAGCUACGACAGCCAAAUCGUCGACCAUGAAGACGGACCGCUCGUGAGAGAGAAGCUUCUGUUUGCCGUCAAGUCUUACUGGACAGCUUCUGCCCCCUCCGACGAUCUGCACACAUCCUAAACGGUGAACACCACCAUGGAUAAAUUUCUCCCGCAUCUCUCUCGACAGUUUUGUUUAUCUCAACUCUAUACGCUUGAAAAUUCGACUCGGUAUUUGAUCACUUCACCAAUCUUUUCUUAAACAUUUUUCGGGUUAACAUUUCCAUCGUUCUAGAAUCAGAUACUGCCUUGUAUGUAAUGUACAUAAUCGACAGGAUUUAUCAGAUGAGCUUUCUCUUUCCCAUGUUCCAUUUCAAUCCCCUUCCAUAU
Molecule: messenger RNA, 2148 nt
Organism: Rhodamnia argentea
Lineage: Eukaryota; Viridiplantae; Streptophyta; Magnoliopsida; Myrtales; Myrtaceae
Product: probable methyltransferase PMT16
Exons: 6
Coding region: 71-1900 (609 amino acids)
Cellular component (GO): endosome; trans-Golgi network; cytoplasm
Molecular function (GO): methyltransferase activity
Source: RefSeq, a predicted model, not a curated record